Messenger RNA from Cydia splendana, 663 nucleotides. RefSeq lists its product as uncharacterized. The record is from RefSeq and is a predicted model, not a curated record. Bases 115 to 663 code for a protein of 182 amino acids. The transcript has 5 exons. Lineage: Eukaryota; Metazoa; Arthropoda; Insecta; Lepidoptera; Tortricidae.
AGUGGAUCACAGAGAACACCAAGCUAUAGUUAAUAGUAUCAUUUUGUUAUCUAAGCCUAGAGUAACAAUGUAACUGAAGAAAAAACAUUAGAAAAAUAUCAAAACUUGUUGAAAAUGAGUGAGUCUGGAAGAAUAAAACGGUAUUGCGUUUUUGGCUGCGAUGAUUUAGGUGCACCCAUGCACAGCUUUCCCCAUCCAGUAAGAAGACCAGAAUUAUUUAGAACUUGGUUAUCAAUUGUUGGCGACAGGUUUAAGGAGACAGACCCACUGAAGAUUUAUAGGAAUAAGAAGAUCUGUGGCCAUCACUUUACAUCGGACCAAAAAGUGGCCUGUCAUCGAUUAAUGUAUGAGGCUGUACCGUCUGUCAAUUUAGAAGCUGCAGUAUCUAAAUCUUCUUGCAUCCUGGAAAUAGAGCACAAUUACUGUAUACCGAAUUCAUUUCAACAAAAUCAGUCAAAUAACAAAGAGCUCGGCCAGACGCCCGAAAACAUUUUCUCGUGGCAGACAGAAGAGUUGAUAGAAGCAGAUUCUGAUGAUCCGACGACGCCGGUGCCCGAAGAAUCAAAGUUACCCGACGACGUCGUGACGCUGUCCUUGUUCUGUGACUACGACACGCCCAUACAAUCCGAGCCCAGUGCACCAGGCAAGUCACUUUUUAUGUAA